Messenger RNA from Prionailurus viverrinus (fishing cat), 1015 nucleotides. It is a transcript of the gene UPK2, whose product is annotated as uroplakin 2. NCBI's taxonomy places the organism in Eukaryota, Metazoa, Chordata, Mammalia, Carnivora, Felidae. Gene Ontology annotation, biological process: epithelial cell differentiation. Gene Ontology annotation, cellular component: apical plasma membrane. The record is from RefSeq and is a predicted model, not a curated record. The transcript is spliced from 5 exons. Bases 83 to 637 code for a protein of 184 amino acids.
AAUCAGCCACCCCGGGGGCCAGGCCUCACUUGCCUCAGGAAGCCUCAGCCUGCCAGCACCUGUCCCAGCUCCCAGCCCAGCUAUGGCAUCCCCGCUGCCCUUCCGGACCUUGGCCUUGAACCUGAUUCUGCUGACUGUCCUGGCCCUGGGGGCUGCAGACUUCAACAUCUCAAGCGUUUCUGGUCUGCUGUCCCCGGCGCUGACGGAGAGCCUGCUAGUUGCUUUGCCCCCCUGUCACCUCACAGGGGGCAAUGCCACGCUGAUGGUCCGGAGAGCCAAUGACAGCAAAGUGGUGAAAUCCAGCUUCGUGGUGCCUCCGUGCCGUGGGCGCCGGGAGCUGGUGAGCGUGGUGGACAGUGGGGCUGGCUUCACCGUCACCCGGCUCAGUGCGUACCAGGUGACAAACCUCGCGCCGGGAACCAAAUACUACGUUUCCUACCUAGUGACGAAGGGGGCAUCCACUGAGUCCAGUAGAGAGAUCCCGAUGUCCACGCUUCCUCGGAGGAAGAUGGAAUCCAUUGGGCUGGGGAUGGCCCGGACGGGGGGCAUGGUAGUCAUCACGGUGCUGCUCUCUGUUGCCAUGUUCCUUCUGGUCGUGGGCUUCAUUAUCGCCCUGGCACUGGGCGCCCGAAAGUGAGGAGGCCCUCACCAGGCAGCAGGCCUCCAGAGGGUCCGCGACGCUAUCCAUGUCCCCAGCCCCCGGCUUUGCCCUCUGUGCCUGCCUCCUUUCCUGAAAACGCUGCCUGCUCCCAGACCUCAACCUGGAGGCUUUGGCCUUUUCAGUGCCUUCACCUCCCCUCCCUGCCCCCUCUCACUGGAGCCCUUUCCUCCCUCUGCCCCUCCCCUUGUCCCCAGUGCCUCACCUUCUCCCCACACUUCCUGUCAUCCCCUCACCCCCACUCUUGUCAGAAUUGGCGCUGCUUCCACUUCCCCUCUUUAAUCUCCCCCUCCCUCAACAGUUCACCCCUCCCGCAGUGAUGGAAGUCUCCAGAAUAAAGUCUCAUGCCGCCUCUGC